CUAAAAAAUAUUACAAACUAAGAAAGAUUAUUAAACAAAAAUAUGGAACUAGGGCUCUUGGGAUGUACCUCAUGGGCUUAAAAGUGAAAGAUAUUAGGAUAAGGAUCGGAGGAUUUUUCCUUCUUCCCAGCCUUGUGCGUUUCUGCUCUUCUUCUCCCCUGCAGCUCCCGAAAGCCCCCAAGCUGCCGACUUCCAUACUUGAAAGAAAAAUCGAUCUGCUCUGCUCUUCCGCCCCUGUCCGCGAGCUGCAGCUUGUUGUGCGAAUUUCUGGGCAUUUUUCUGCCCGUGAGUUUCCCCUGCACUUCCCGCCGGCUCCUCCCCAAACUGCAGCUCCGGUUUUUGCUGCUAAAUCCUAGUAUGAUGGCCACUUCUCUAAGUCCUAAAUUACUCAUUUAAUUGUUGCCAUGUUGAGUUUUAAUGGUUGAGUUGCUACCUUGGUGUUGUCCGAAAAUUCUGUUGAAAUAGGGAUAAAUUCCGACAGCCUUGAACAUGUUUUAAGCUUGGUUUAGCUAGAGAAAUUAGCUUGAUUUGGGCUGUUGUGAUUUUGGAGAUAAUGCCACAAAUUAGUUAUUGUUUAGCCAAUUUUGGAAGUUGCAAUUACUGUUCACGCACUGGCCAACAAUUAACGGGGAUUUAAAUGUUUAGUUUGUAAUAUAAGAACAAAUUUGGAGAUGUCCGAUCAUAUGGAGACUAAUAGAAAUAGCAUUGUGAU
Rubroshorea leprosula is the source of this 712-nucleotide messenger RNA. NCBI's taxonomy places the organism in Eukaryota, Viridiplantae, Streptophyta, Magnoliopsida, Malvales, Dipterocarpaceae. The record is from the annotation of a GenBank genome assembly.